Oncorhynchus mykiss (rainbow trout) is the source of this 3918-nucleotide messenger RNA. RefSeq names its product C-terminal-binding protein 1. Gene Ontology annotation, molecular function: NAD binding; transcription corepressor activity; DNA-binding transcription factor binding. Gene Ontology annotation, biological process: regulation of transcription by RNA polymerase II. The record is from RefSeq and is a predicted model, not a curated record. Gene Ontology annotation, cellular component: nucleus. NCBI's taxonomy places the organism in Eukaryota, Metazoa, Chordata, Actinopteri, Salmoniformes, Salmonidae.
UAGCUACCAAUUAGUGGUCUGAUCCAACAGCUACAAUAAUGUUACUGCUCCGUAGUAUUAUUCUCUUGAAACUAAAUGUUUUUCGCCGCUUGAACUUGUGUGUUGAUGUAUGCCUGUAAUUUAUCAGCGCUAGCUAGUUAUCAUUAGCUUACUAGCUAGCUGAUAGCUUUGUAAAACAGGCCUGUUUUCGAACACUCACGUUUGCCUGGUGUUCGGUACGCUAACUAGCCAUCUAAGCCUUUGGUCUGUUUGUGCUUUGGCUGGGGUGAAAAACGCUGAUGGCUCUCAUGGAUAAGCACAAAGUCAAGCGCCAGAGGCUGGACCGCAUUUGUGAAGGCAUUCGCCCCCCGAUUCUGAAUGGGCCGAUGCACCCGCGGCCCCUGGUGGCUCUGUUGGAUGGGCGUGACUGCACCGUGGAGAUGCCUGUCCUGAAGGACGUGGCCACAGUGGCCUUCUGUGAUGCCCAGUCCACCCAGGAGAUCCACGAGAAGGUGCUGAAUGAGGCAGUGGGCGCCCUGAUGUACCACACCAUCAGCCUUUCGCGGGACGACCUGGACAAGUUCAAGGGCCUGCGGAUCAUUGUGCGAAUUGGCAGUGGCUUUGACAACGUGGACAUCAAGGCUGCGGCUGAACUAGGUAUAGCUGUGUGUAAUGUGCCUGCGACAUCAGUGGAAGAGACGGCGGACACGUCCAUGUGUCUGAUCCUGAACCUGUACCGCCGUGUCACCUGGAUGCACCAGGCUAUGAGAGAGGGCACCAGGGCUUCCAGCGUGGAGCAGAUCAGGGAGGUGGCCAGCGGAGCUGCCCGCAUCCGGGGAGAGACGCUGGGCAUCAUCGGCCUGGGGCGAGUGGGCCAAGCUGUAGCGCUGCGGGCCAAGGCCUUUGGCUUCAGUGUGAUGUUCUACGACCCCUACCUGCCAGACGGAGUGGAGCGCUCUCUGGGCCUGCAGAGAAUGGCCACCCUGCAGGACCUGCUCAUCCACUCUGACUGUGUGUCACUGCACUGCAGCCUCAACGAGCACAACCAUCACCUCAUCAACGACUUCACCAUUAAACAGAUGCGUCAGGGAGCAUUUUUGGUUAACACGGCUCGCGGGGGCCUGGUGGAUGAGAGGGCCCUGGCCCAGGCACUGAAAGAGGGCAGGAUACGGGGUGCUGCCUUGGACGUACACGAGACGGAGCCCUUCAGCUUCUCUCAGGGCCCAUUGAAGGAUGCCCCCAAUCUGGUUUGCACUCCCCACGCAUCCUGGUACAGUGAGCAGGCGUCACUCGAGGCGCGGGAGGAGGCAGCUAGGGAAGUGCGCCGGGCCAUCACAGGCCGCAUCCCUGACAGUCUGAAGAACUGUGUGAAUAAGGAGUAUCUGAUGGCAACGCCCCAGUGGCCUGGCAUGGACCCUGGGGCUGUGCACUCCGAACACAACGGAGUUACUGAUUACAGGUUCUCUACUGGUCUAGUGGGAGUGGCAGCAGGAGGCCUGACGGGGGCAGGCGCUGCAGUGGAGGGAAUUGUUGCAGGGAACCUGGCUAUGGCACAUGGGAUUGCCCCCGUGUCCCGACCUCCCCACACACCGUCGCCGGGGCAACCCUCUAAAGCAGAAACAGACAGAGACAUGCCAACGGACCAGUAGCCAGCUACCAUUUCCCCUCUGGUCCACAACAUUCCGUCAUCACUCUUCGUGUUCAUGCAAGCAGAUACACUAGUAUUGAGGUCCAUUCUGACCCAGCUUUGGUCCCAUCCAACAGAACAGAAUCCUUCACGAGAGACCAGUCUGCAUAGACUCCCUACACUCGUCCUCUUUUCUCAUCCAGAAAGCAAUAAGUGGAUUACUCAAGGAUUUUUUCCCAGUUUGCUUUUAAACCCCUCUUUGUCUGACUUUCCUGUGGCUCAGUGUUUUUGUAAAUUACUCCUUUGCGGAGAGAAACCUGUUUAAUGUUUUUCCUGUAUUUUUUGUUGUUUUUUAUAUCAAUUGCUGUCUGACAUGCCAUAAAGUGAAGCAUGAGUCUGGAAUGGUAUAGAAGAUGAAUAGCAUUUUUUCCACUACUAUUUGUUCACAAACCUUACAAAGGAUUUUAUAUUAUUGGGCUCAAUACAUUUCUAGUUAUCACAAUAAAAGUGUGGCUCUGACUUUUUAUGAGCUUUUUGAUGUGAAUUGAAUAAUAUCGAAAGAUAUGCCUCUGCUGAUAAGGAAAAUACAUACAGCAUAUGAUGUUUGUCAAGACCACCACCUACACUUAUUUUCUCUGUUGGUCUUGGAAUAUUUUCAUGAUUAAAUGUAUAGAUCUUCUGCACAUCCUUGUGGUUGCCAAGACUAGAGGGACGGCGGUCUUCUUACCUUUCUAUUUCCUUUUAUAUGUUACCUUUGGAUAUGAAUACAACAUGAAAACUAUAUCUUUGCCAAGUACUCAAAUGAUCUAUCCUCCUUCACAGCACUCCAGUAUCAACAUUGCCCCUCAGUGUCUGCUGUCAUUGAUGCUAUCAUUUUGGGUGUUCAUCUUGUGUACUGCAGGCAUUGAAACUUAUUUUACCUGUAUGGAUUCCAUAGUGGCUGUCAAUCUCAAAUGGAAUGGCAUAAUGAGGCUUCAAGACAUUAGUCUGUCACAUUUGCAAGGAUGAUGGCAUCCUAGCAAAAUGUGUCCACACCCAUAGUAGUGUUUGUAAGGGGGCAGGAGCCCAGUUGAUGUUGGUUCAGUUCAAUGUCCUGACCACAUCAGGAACACUUCUGUUUGUUUUCUGCUCUGGGUGUACCUAGGGCUCACUGCUGUGUUUGUGUGUGCGCCAGGCACGCAUCUGUGGCUUGGUCACAGGGUUGUUCACAACCAUAUUCAAAACUUUUGACCACCGGGGGACAGCGGUUCAUUACUACUACAUGAAUUCGAGAAGUGAUUAGAUGGCUUAAUUUCAUAAUCGUCUUAAUCUGAAUUAAUGCUUGGUACUUUGGCUGGCUUCUGGUUUGAGCGGGUAUUGUGUCAAGCAGUGUACUUGUGGACAUAGACCAGGGAAUCUGUGGCAGGGAUAUCCAAUCUGUUUACUGACUAUCAAGGCCAGUAUAAGAACAGAUGAAGUGGAAAAUCGAGAGUUUAAGUUUGGGUGUGUACUUAGCAUUGCAGUCAGAUGUGGGUAAUGAAGUCCCUUAUUGUAUAAGGUCAGCAAUUCCGAUAUGCUAGUGGCAAAGCCAUACCCCCCCCCCCCCCCCCCACACACACACACACACACACACAAAAUUGGUCUGGGUACCAGUCUGUUUAGCUAUCAUUCCACUCCUUGAUAUGCUAAACCGAAUAAUCUUUGGCAUAUAUCACGAAGUGGAAUGAUAGCUAAAGAGACUGGUACCCAGACUACUUUUUGUCAUACCUAGGCUACCCUCGCAGGCCAACAGUCAUAGAAAAUCAAGGGAGUUUAUACAUGAUAUCACACUGGCACAGCUUCAGAGUUGUGUAAGUAUGUUACUGGAGAAGGGGACCUUCAGUCAAAGGUGGACAGCCUCCCAUAAUGCCUACUUGUAAUCAGGGGUAAUUUACAAAUGGGAAAGCAGUGGAACGGAAUUCUGUCAUCUUUGGCCAUCAUGAUCUAUAGAAUUUCAUUUCAACCCCUACUCGUAAUUACACACUGGCCAAGUAUAGGGAAAUGCCUGUUAUACCUCAUUAACAGAUAUUGAAUGUAGUUUACGCUCUGUUAUUCCUCUUAACAGAUACUGCUGAGAUCUAUCACCAAUUUAAAAUAUGUGGAAUCACUGUUGGCCCAUCUGUUAGUAAGAUGCAUGAUUUACUCUGUUUCAGCAGAUUUCUCUGAUUAACUAAAAGAAAAGAAAUCCUCCCGGAGGAGUCUUGACCUCCAUGCUUGUAGUUUUGAAGUUGUCUUGUAUGUUUCUCUUUAUGGGUAUUAAUGAAUUGGUCAUUAGAAUCCACCCCCCCCCCCCC